Molecule: messenger RNA, 4775 nt
Organism: Formica exsecta
Lineage: Eukaryota; Metazoa; Arthropoda; Insecta; Hymenoptera; Formicidae
Gene: Rap2l
Product: ras-related protein Rap-2a
Exons: 1
Coding region: 833-1378 (181 amino acids)
Biological process (GO): Rap protein signal transduction; negative regulation of cell migration
Cellular component (GO): plasma membrane
Molecular function (GO): GDP binding; GTPase activity; GTP binding
Source: RefSeq, a predicted model, not a curated record
ACAUCUAGUAUUCGCGCGUAGUCGAUGAUCCACCGUCGACUACGUGACGUUCGUUCGAAGAAAAGUCUAGCAUCGGUGAUAAGAUGGCGUCGUCGCGCACGUCAGAUCUGCUGGGUUGAACGAGUGGGACGCGGGGCGAUGGAGGGGGGAGGGGGACAGGAAGAGGAGAUAGACGACGGGCAACGGGCACAGGGCACAGGCCACAGGCAGGCAGACGGGCGAGAGGCACGAGAGCCUGUGUCGGCUGUGUCGUCGUCGUGUAUGUACAUGCCUUCGUAUAGAGCGUGCGGUGUCGAGUCCCGGUGUCGUCAUGUCCUCGCGUAGCCGCGUCGCCGUAAUAAUAUCGUGGCAGCCUUGCAACGAGGCGGCGCAAGUCGAUUCUCGAUUCGCGUGAUCCGUCUCGCCGCUUCUCGCUCGACAGUUCCGACUCUGCGUAACGUCGUCGAUGCCUUUGUUCGCGGCCGGACGGAGGAGGACGGGCGCGGAUUGUCGUCGCGACGAGGCGAGGGAGAACGGAAGGACGACGACGACGACGAGGGCGACAAGGGGAAUCUCACUUCUUUAGCCUAGCUGGUAGGUGAAGUGCCCAAGUGUGUGUACUCUGUGUGGCGAGAGAAGGUGCGAUAAUCUGUCUCAUUCCACUCUCUAUUCUCUUUCUCUCUCUCUCUCUCUCUCUUUCUCUUUCUCUCUUCCCUCCGUCUCUCUGCGUGUGUGUCUCUCUGCCUAUCUCGGGUGAAACGGCGCUCCACACCCCGGCGCGGUCCUGGACACGUCCAAGAGGAGGAGGAGGCGACGGCGUAGAAGGAGGCGCGGAGGAGCCGACGACGACGAGAUGCGCGAGUUCAAAGUGGUGGUCCUCGGCUCGGGCGGGGUGGGCAAGAGCGCGCUCACCGUACAAUUCGUAUCCGGCUGCUUCAUGGAAAAAUACGACCCGACGAUCGAGGAUUUCUACCGCAAGGAGAUCGAGGUGGACAACUCGCCGUGCGUGCUCGAGAUCCUCGACACCGCCGGUACCGAGCAGUUCGCGUCGAUGCGCGACCUCUACAUCAAGAACGGCCAAGGCUUCGUCGUGGUUUACAGCCUGACGAAUCACCAGACCUUCCAGGAUAUCAAGGCGAUGAAGGAGCUUAUUACGCGUGUCAAGGGCACGGAGCGCGUGCCGGUGCUGCUGGUGGCGAAUAAGCUCGAUCUGGAGCAUCAGCGGGAGGUCGGCACCGAGGAGGGUCACCAACUCGCGCAACUCUGGGGCUGCCCGUUCGUCGAGGCGAGCGCCAAGAAUCGCACCAACGUUAACGAGAUGUUCGCCGAGAUCGUGCGGGAGAUGAACUUCAGCCCUGAGAAGGAGAAGAAGACGUACUGCUGCUGCAGCGUCCUCUAAUACUUAAUCAAAAUCCCCAAUGGUCCGGAUUAUUUACCCGCGGACCGAACUAGGUGAAGGAAAAUAUAAUACAGUGUGUACAGUGUGUUACGAGGAAGAGCUUGUCGUUCUCCUCUUCAUCGGCGUGCUUCGUUCUUGGUUGUCCUGGAACUUCUCUUCGCGGCUCUUUCGACCCGUUAAUGGAGAGGCAGGGAUGUGCUAAGGGAAGAUAGUGUACAGUGGGGGCUUUCGGGCAGACCUCAUCAGCGUGUUGUCCUGGGUGGAUCUUUCUUCUGGAAAUCUCUUCAACCUGGAAAUCUUUCUUCAACCUUGGAAAUCUUUUCAACCUGGAAAUCUCUACACAAUGUGCUACGCAUCUACCAAGGCUAACUUAUGUCGAACGUUGUAUGAAUUUUCCAAUGGGGGACUAGGGUUCUCUCCUUUUCUAACUCCGAAGACCGUCCGGCGAGCGACGGCCGUUAAACACAGAUAUUUUAUUAUACGCGAAUAUAGUAUUAUUGUAUGUAAUAUUAUUGUAAUAUAUAUACAUAUAUAUAUAUAUAUAUAAAUAAUAUAGGUUUAAGAAAAAGAGAGCGAGCGAAAGGUAGCUUUUCCUCGGCAAAAGGACCAAUACUCCGCUCGCGCGAGAAAAGAGAUGUCGAAAACCGUAAACCAAACUCGAUAUCGGCUUUCUGCUCAAUUUCAGACUAAAUCAUUGCACAUAGGUUUCACAAAUUGAGACUGGGUGCUGUGCUAAGAAAAAAAGAGGAAAUACUCGCAGACUUUGAAGGAAUCACUGUGAUGGUCAACCGUUAUGGUAUGGUGAUAGAUUCAGCGAUAAGGGGCUAAGUUUGAGCAAAAGUUUAAUAUGAUAUAUCGCAUGAUUUGCAUGCAGUAGUAGUGCGAAGGUUACACAAUCCAUCUGAUUAAAAGAUAGGAUGAAGGUGGUUCGGUUUUGAGAGUACACUCUUCUCUGUGCAAUUGUUCUGUAUUAAUUUAAGCUAAGGAGGCUGAUUAACGAGAGAGCGAGAUAUCACCUAAACGUUUUUGUACGAGACGUUGUUGGAGACAUUAAUGUACAGGGUGUGUUUCGUCUAAUGUAAUCAUUCGAAAUGUCUUUGUUGUAUUAUUAAAAAUACAAAAAGAUGUUUCAAAGAAAUGAGUUAUUUAACUAGAGAGGCAUUCUAAUCACAACAUUUGCCUUUUCUUUAAAUAAUUUCUUUUUGAAACAUCUCUUCAAAUAUUUCAAAAUAUAUUUCAGAGAUCAAAACGUCCUGUAUAUCGGUUGUAUAGUCCUAACAUUGAACUAUUUUAUUGCACGCAAGAGGGAAGGACAUUAAAAGAAUGAAGUUUUAUAUGCGACAUUCUGACAAUUGAAGGAUAACCCAACUGUUGUGAGAUUUCUUGUGAUCCGUUGUGUAGCAAAUACUAAUAUCUUAUUUUGGUUUUGCUUUAAUGUCUGUUACAGCGCAAUACUGUAUUUGUAAACUCUAAUGUGCGGGAGAAGCAGAGCAAACUAAUGUAGUAGUCUGAUUAUAAAAUCGAAUUUUAAUAAGUUGAAGGCCGAAAGUUAAAGACUGCCUUUAAUUUAUUAAAAUCUAACAAAAUCGCAGACUGUUGUGACACAAUGACGGAAAUAAUUAAGAGAAACGUUUCGUAAGACUAAUUAAAGUAAUAAUGUCAAUCUAAACUCGUAAUUUGUAAGCUUUGUACGGUAAAAAAAAGUUUGUACUGCAUAAACCGCAAGACUGCACAUUUGAUCUGAUUACUAUGGGAUUGAUGACUUUGUAACGAGUGAUCUUACACACCAAUGACAGAGCACAAUAGUUUAUUCAUAGUAGAGUUAAAAAGAAAAUGGCAGGAAUUCGCACUGAUCCCUUCAACUGCAAAUCAUAACAUGCAUGCUACUAUUUAUCAUUGAUAAUGUGACAACAUCAAUGUGAAAAGUAUCGUAAUAACAGAAUCUCUAUAAUGUUCUUUGAGAAAUAUUAUUUGUCUAUCUCCUUACAUGAAAAAUUGUAGAAUCUAAAUAUACUUCAGUAAAAAUUGUCUAUAUAAUAAUAGAACAUUAAAGAUAUUUACAAAAAUAUCAAAUGAUUAUGUAAUUGAAAAUGCAAUUACGAUACUUUUUAUUGCUUUCGGAGAGAGAAAACCCACAGAAUCUAACUGUAUGAAAUAUUGUUGAAUUUGUGAGGGCAAAAAAAAACAAUGCAUGUAAAAAGAAAUUAGAACACAAUGGUUCUUCUUUUCGUAAGUUACUCGUGAAAUUGAUUGAGUGCUUUAGAAAUUUUAUAAAUUACAUUUAUUAUUUUACUUUUACUUUAAAAAUGUAAAAUUAUUCUACAUCGACAGAUUGAAACAUGAAAAAAUUCUAAAGAGAGAUAUAUGACUACAAAAUUUAUUUUAUAAACUUUUAUAAUCAUAUUUCUCGUUGUGUAUUUAUGUAUAAUUAUAUUCUUUAUAUUUUAUAAUUAUACUUUGCACAUUGGUUUCUCAUAUAUUCGUACAGAAAUCAAUUUUAUAUCUAUUCUCUGUGCUGCAAUUUCGUCGAUAAACAAUGAUAUAUAUUUUUUGCAUCCUUAUAGUUUCUAAAACAUUCAAUCAAUUUUGCAAGUAACUAUAAUAGUGAUAAGGUGUGUGUAAUAUUUCUCGUGUGUGAUCACACACACAACUUGUAUUAUCUGAUGUUAAAUAUCGUUUCUGGCGAUAAACACAGCGUAAAAGUCAUUAUAUGCUAUUCAUUUCCAUUGUCAUUUAACUCUUGGAUGCAUAAAAGGAUUUUUCUUAUUUUUUUAUGAUAUUUUCAAAGCCCUCCGAGACCAAAAAUUUUUUUCUUCUAGAAUUUAAUUUUUAGAGAAGUCUCAAGCCUAUUUUCUGACGAUAUUCAAUUUGAAUCUGUCGAUUAUUUAAAUACUUUUAAAUUUGUGAACCAUCUUUUAUCAGGCUGUCGUUGUAUCCGAGAGUUAAAUGCAAAAUAGAAAGGUAAACGAGUGUCACUCGAGAUCCUUUGACCGAUUUUACUCUGAAAGAUAUUGUUUUGCUUCUGCAACAAGAUGUAUUUAUAAUUUGCAUAGCCUCUGUAUUCUAAUUUACAACUUUAACGCAUGUAUCGUUUGAAUCGUAUACGCGCAAUAUUAUUUUCCGAUACUUUCGAGGGAAAUUGCGGAAAAAUUAAGAGCUAAAAAAACAAUAAAAAAAAAAAAACAAAAGAAUGAACUGAUGUACAGUAUUUCUACGAUUGGUAGUUAGAUUGAUCUUAGAUAUUUUUGGGAGGAGGUAUCGUUCAUAUACUUUGGGAGAGAGAACACGUGUGAAAUUUUAAAUAUUGUGAAAGAGCACUAUCGGGGUGUACAGUCUUCGACCGGCAUUUUGUGUACUCUUCUUUUUUUCCGGAGUCUCGUGUGUUAAAAAAAAAAAA